AUGACGAUUCAUCCAGAACAACAACAUCUUGUCAUCCAAUUACCUGAGCUGAUCAGUCAAAUUUUAUGGUUCCUUGCUCCUUAUCAUUCUUCCGCUCAACCUACCAUCCUUCAUCGAAAGAAACGUUUGUUACAUCCCUGUCUUUUUGUCAAUCGCUUAUGGCAUGAUUGCACCGUGCGUCAUCUAUGGAAAAAUGUGGUAUUUGAAGAUACCAUUGCUGAUUUGACUGCACUACAGAAAUUCACAAGCGUUUUAAGCCAAACACCCAUCAUCCCGAAGACUCUUCCCAUUUCAGUAUCAUCCUCUACGCUGUCAUCCUUAUCUAUCCCUUUCCAUCAUCAUCAUCAUCAUCGGAUCUCCAUCUCUAAGCAUGAUCUCUACCGACAAGUCUUGCGCUCCCUGACACUCCGGCGUCUCAAGGACAAGGAUGUCCACUUCACACUAAUGCAACUAGCAAAACAUACCAAAUACGUGGAGCGACUAGAGUUGUACAUCUGCGACGGGAUUCAAGAUGAUGCGGUGAUGACACUGAUAAGUCAUAGCGGACGGUAUCUGACGCAUGUAUCGCUUGCGGGAUGUUGCCAAGUAACGGAUGCGACGGUGUUGAAGCUAGCACGCGAUGUCCCACAACUGACACAUCUGGAUGUGCGUGCGUGUGGGCAAAUCUCAGACAUCAGCUUGAUCCCUUUGGCCACAGGUUGUCCUCAACUGACCCAUCUCAACGUUGGCCGUGUCAAAGAAAGCCAACGCAUUACCAGUCAAGCCAUCAUCUGCAUCGCCCAACAUACACAAGUCAAAGUGCUUGGUUUGGCUGGUUGUGCCAUUGAUGAUGAUGCUAUCAUUGCCCUCGCUCAUUAUCGUCGUGGUGCCCUGGAACGUAUUUCCGUCAACCAUUGUCAACAACUCACCAAUCAUGCCAUCCACGCUCUGCGUGAUCAUUGCCUCAACUUGCUUGUCUUUGAAAUGAAGGAGUGUUAUUUGAUCGAUGAUUGGUCUACUGUCGAUUGCUUGGUCGCAAGAAACGUCUUGCUCACUUUGAAUGAUCAUCAAAAAAGAUUAUGUCUUGCUUGGGGUCAACGUCGUGGAAAAGACAUUCUCGUCAAAGCACCUAUCAAAUCAUAA
This is a messenger RNA of Halteromyces radiatus, 1122 nucleotides long. RefSeq lists its product as uncharacterized. Gene Ontology annotation, biological process: SCF-dependent proteasomal ubiquitin-dependent protein catabolic process. Gene Ontology annotation, cellular component: SCF ubiquitin ligase complex. The transcript is spliced from 2 exons. Lineage: Eukaryota; Fungi; Mucoromycota; Mucoromycetes; Mucorales; Cunninghamellaceae. The record is from RefSeq and is a predicted model, not a curated record. The coding region runs from base 1 to 1122 and encodes 373 amino acids.